This is a messenger RNA of Besnoitia besnoiti, 3528 nucleotides long. RefSeq lists its product as uncharacterized. The transcript is spliced from 7 exons. NCBI's taxonomy places the organism in Eukaryota, Apicomplexa, Conoidasida, Eucoccidiorida, Sarcocystidae. The coding region runs from base 1 to 3528 and encodes 1175 amino acids. The record is from RefSeq and is a predicted model, not a curated record.
AUGAGGCGAGUUUCCUUAAGCUCUAGUGGGCGACUGCCUCUGCUCCAGGGGCAGCCGCGCCUCGCAGGUCGACGCCGAGCGAAGCCUGCGUCAUCUUCUCCUCUUCAAACCCGGCUGCCCACUGUCUCUCUACUCUCCCUCUCUCCCUCUUCUUCUUCUCUUCCUUCUCGAGCCGGCAGCCUCAGGACGCCUGCGUCGUCGUGCCUCUCGCUGUCUCCUCAGCUCCAUCCUCGCCCGUCUGUCGUCUCUGCCUGCGCCUUCUCUGCGCUUCCUUCUCCGCUCUUCUGGCGGCAGCUGCUUCGCAGCUACUCUCAGCGCGCCUCUGCAACUCUCAGGGAGCCUUUGGCACGUCGCGAGGGCGAAGAGGGCGCGACCGAAGGCCCUCGAGAGAGAGACGCAGAUGCGUUUUUGCCUCUGCUGGCGGGGAGGCGAGACGUGAGUGACGAGCACGCGUGGCUCGAGGUCAUCCGAGGAAUUCAAGAAAAGCGCGAGGGGAGCGCCGCAGCGCUCUGGCUCAACGCCGUCGCGCCGUCGGCGUCGCCGCUCGCGGUGCUGCAGGCGGCAGUGGCGCUGCAGGAGCGCAAAUGGCUGGGCAGCGGCGAGGGCAAGAAGGACGAGGCGAAGCAGCGCGGCAGGCCCCCCCCGAAGGCCUCGAGCUGCGCUAAUAUUCAGAAAACGCUGCUGCGGAAUGUCCACACGUUCGCCGACCCGUUCUUCGUUCUGGCGCUCAAGUUGCUGUUUUCCUCUUCUUUCACCCUCCCUCCGAGCGACCGCGCUUACCUCAUGAGGCUGGUCGAUCAGCGACUCUCCUCCCUCCCCCCUCAGCUUCUUCCGCACGUGGCUGCGGCGCUCACGCAAAAUCAGUCAGGCCGCGCCUCGCCAGUCUCGCCCGCCGCGCUCGCAGAGUCCACGGGAUCGCACGAUCCUAAAUCGUCGCCUUCGCUGCCUCCUCUCUCGUCGUCAGAGUCGCCUUCUGCCCAGCUGUCUGCAGCGUCUCUGGCGGCCGCGGCGGCCGCUGGACCUUCGCCACCUCUCGAGGCGCUUGUGCGGCGCCGCGUGGCGGAGAAGGUGCUGCCUCGGCUGCUGUCUGAUGCGCGCGAGACGCUCUUUGCGCCGGCGCACGCAGACUCGGUUUUCGAGCCGACAGCCUCGCAGGCUCGGGGCGAGCCCUGGGCGGGGGCAGCGCUCGGCUGCGACGCGCUGAAGGGCUCGACGAUGACGGCGAGCCUCACGGCAUGCGUGGCGAGUCUUUGCAAGCUGGCGCCGCUCUCCGUCGAAGAACGCGUCGCACUGAAAGCGGUCGUCAAGGAAGUUGUGCGCGAGGCGCGGGAGUGGCGGGCUCCCAAAGAAAGUCCCUCUGCGAGCGAGACGGCAUCGCGCGCGGCGGCAGAGCGACCCAACGCCGCGCCGGAAGAGAAGCUGCCCGCUGGCGCCGACGGCCUCGAUGCAGAGAAGGUGAACAGUUGGCUCGAAAUGACUGAAACGCACAGCGGCGCAGCAGCUGGGAAGCGCCUCCAGGAGCCGUCGCCAAAGCCGCCGCUCGCCGCGUCGCAGAUGGUGGCGCGCGAGGCGCGCGUCCUCGCGGAGCUCCUCCAUCUCCCCGCCGCGAUGGCCGCGCUGGGCUCGGCGGACGCGCUGCUUUUCUUCGAUGCACUGGAUGCAUCCUACAAGUUCUUCCCGUGGUUCACAGACGCGCAACUCGCCACCUUCUGCCGCCGAGCUGCCCUGAUUCAGUUCGAAAAGAAAAGCGACGCCGAGCAAAUUAAACGCGUUGACGGUUUUCAUCUCUUCACGUUGUUUCUGGCUGACCGCCUGUCGUCGAUGUCGCCGCCGCGCCAGGCGAAACUCGGCUCGUUGUUGGCCGCGCUUGCGCUGAAUCAUCCGCCGGCGUUUUCUGCGUCGCUCAAGCGCCUCGCCUCGUCCUUCCUCGCCGUCGUGCAUCCGAGCCUCGUCAGGGGAACCGGCAAUCUCUGGAGCGGCGUAGAUCCGCUUCAGGCGCCUGCGUUGUCGCGCUACUUUUCGCGGUUUUUCUCUCCGCCGGCCUACUGCUCCUUUAUUCUUCUCAUCUCGCGCACGUUCGCGCUGUUCGCUUCAGCCGGCGGCGAGGAAGACCUGCGCAAGCUGCGCGCCGCGCUGCGCGUCUACCAGAAGAGUCUGGAGCGCUUCUCACAGGAGCGCCGGCUGCUUGCCGCAGCUUCAGAGGCAGACCUGAUUGCCCUACUCGAAGCCUCUCUGCGCCUGAGCGCGGCCUCUCUCGGCGAGAAGAAGGAGAAAAGGGUUGACCAGCGCGACGCGGGCGCGUUUGAGUGCAACUCGGAGAUGACGCCCGUGUUCAGCGACGUCCUCGACGCUCUCCAUAAACGCGCGAACUCCCUCACAGCUCCGCACGCGGAGCUGCUUCUCGGCGUGUUGAGUCUCAUCGGGCGGCGCCCAGGCGACUCGCGGAAGCACGACAAGCAGCCGCCGCCGUCGCCUUGCGUUCUCAGCGCGUCCACGAGUGCCCUUCUUGCGCGGCUGCUUCACAUCGCCGCCACGCGCAGAGACGCGCUCCCAUCGACCGCCUCGGCGUCGUCUGCCACGGCGGCCGCCUACGACGUCUUCCCGAAGCUCGGCGGCGACUCGCCCCUCGCGCCGACGCGACGGAGGGCGACGGAGGAAGAUGCCUUUCUCCGCGCGAGGCCGCUCUCCUUUAACCAGUUUCUGCUCGCCUGCAGCGAAGACGUGCGCGGCGACGGCGACCGCCGCGCUGAGGCGGAUGGGACGGGCUUGGUCACGCUGACGCAGAGCCGCGUGAAGCAACUGCGCGUCGCCAUGCAACUCCUCCUCCCGCGCCCACUCGAGGUGUUCCGCACGAGCGGGAUGCCGGAAGACGUUUUGGCGCUUCUGCUCUUCUCGCUGGAGGCGACGAUUUGGGUUCUGGGAGAAAUCGAGGCGCAGUCGACUUUCGUGUCGCUCUCUGCGCCUUCGCGGCGCGAGCGCCUCGACGGGACCGCCCCCGGCUCUCCCUUCUCUGCUGCUUCUGCCUCUUUUGAGUCGGCGGCCGCCGAGGAAGAGGGCGAUGCCGCCGACGCGGCAGACGCCGACAGACGGGACCGCGAAGCGGCGCUGCUGACGGUCUUUGGCGUGACGCGGCAGACGCUCGCAGGCGCCCUCGGCACCUGCGGCCUGCUGCUUGAGGAAAUGCACAACAAAGACCGACGGCGAACACAAGUUGUGGGGUUGACGUCGCGGCUGGCUCGCUUGGUGCCGGCGGACGUCGCAGCGUCGGUAGACCGCCGGCUGCUCACCGAGUCGCUACUCCGCGCGCUUCCGAGCGACGUGGACGCCCUCCGUCUGCAGUGCGUGGAGCUUCUGGGCCUUCGCGCGAUCAAGCGGCAGGAAGUUCUGUUUGAGAAGAAUCGCAAACGAAAGGAGAAGCGGCGCCAGCAGGGGCUGCGGCGCGAGCACGCCAUGCAGGCAGGCGGAGAGGAGGAGCUCAGCGCCGACGUAGGGCGAGAAGGUGAACGCCCCGGUGCCCAAGUCGCCUGA